This is a messenger RNA of Clupea harengus (Atlantic herring), 3721 nucleotides long. RefSeq lists its product as uncharacterized. The record is from RefSeq and is a predicted model, not a curated record. NCBI's taxonomy places the organism in Eukaryota, Metazoa, Chordata, Actinopteri, Clupeiformes, Clupeidae.
GAGUUUCUCCGCGCCCUGAAGUUGUAAAUACAGAGUUGUAGUGAAAAACUUAAGUGUAAUUUAUUUGUAUCUGGUUUGGGUUUGAGUAUACCAAUUAGGUGAAAUGGAGCUUCGGUUCUCAGAGGCGGAGAACACGGAGCGCUCCCCACUCCCAAUGGCCUCCCUGCGCCUCCUGGUUCCUCCCCUGCGUCUGAUGGCUGCCUACCUGUGGCAGGUGAUGCAGCGAGGGGAUGCAAUGCAGUACAGGAUGCUGGCGGACUUUGUCACCCUGGUGACCGAGGCUAUCCCGGAGCUGCUCAGUCCGAAGCAUGCAGCGGAGCUUAUUCUGGGUCUGCAAGCCAGGGUUGUUCUUGAACUGUGCCGCGGGGAUCAUGCUGUAGCCCCUGACAACCUGCAGCUCCAUCUGGACAACAUUCAGCUGCUUCUGCCCGUCCUCGGAGCAAAGGAGAACAGCCGUGGGGGUUCAGGGGCUGACUUCACCGCACUGGUCCAAACCCUCCUCACUGACCCUGAGGAGAGGGAGAGCUUCUUCCAGCACGUGUUUCCGGAUGUGUGUGGCUCCCAUUAUGAUAAGGUCCUGCAGACGCUCAUGUGGGACUUCCUCAUGAGGCUGGAGAAACUGACGCCAGUCCCUGACCUCCUGCAGACUGUGUCAUGGCUGGAUGACUCCGCUGCAUUGGCUGCUGACUGCACUGAAUGCAUUUCUCAGCCGGAGCCUCUGAAGUUGUUAAUCCAGCACCCUGCAGCUCUCGCCCCCCUGGACACCCACAGCCCUCCCUCAGUGCUGGGUGGAACCAUCCGUUCCCUGCUCCUCCUGGGGCCUCGGAGGCCAACGCCUGCCACCGCGGAUGACCCCGUGACCUCUGAGGAGGUAGCCACGGAGACGCUCACCAUGACUGAGUGUAUAGAAAUGGAGCUGGGGAUGAGACUGGCCGUGGGAGAAGCAAAGGAGUCAGGGGGGGAGGAGGCCUCCAGAGGAGGAGGAGGAGGAGGAGGAGGUGGUGCACAGAGGGGAGAAGAAGAGAGCCGGCAGGGAGGUGCGGAGGAGGCUGGCGUGGAGGUGACACAGCGCGGCGGAGGAGAGGAGAGCAGGGAGGUGACACAGCGUGGCGGAGGAGAGGAGAGCAGGGAGGGGGUGUCUGAGAGGGAGAAGACGAGCGAGGAUGAGUCAGGGAAGGCAGAGCUGCCGUGCCCCCAACAGGAAGCCGAAGGGCAGGUUUCCUCCGCCACUUCCUGUGUGGACGGAGAGCGGGCGGCUGGUGGGGCUGCGUCCGACUCCGCUGUCCCGGUCGGGUGGAGGAGGUCACAGAGGAAACCAAAGAAAACCUGGAAGGUGAAGACCAUCCACCUGCAGAUGCAGAAAGGAAAGGUCAUGACCCAGGAAAGAAAACAUUGGCACUGUUUGGAGUCCAAGAACAUCAACUCCAGUAAGAGUUCAGAUGUCGGCCCCAUUUGUGAAAAAUCCGCUGAAAAAAGUGCAGAUGAGGCCUCUCUGGCGCGGUCGUGUCCGCAGUGCCCAUUCUCCCACCAGCAGGAGGCGCUAGUGAGGCAGCACCAGGAGCUGGCUCACUCUGACUGGGCGGGCGGUGAGCAGACUCAGACAGCGCCCCCUAUAGGCCCGGCCCUGCCUCACGCGUGUGCCGACUGCGGGAAGAGCUACCGCUUCGCCUCCGAGCUGAAGUCGCACCGGCGCACACACUCCGGCGAGCGCCCCUUCGAGUGCCCGCAGUGCGGCAAGAGCUUCGUGCACAGCCAGGCGCUGGUGCGCCACCGGCACACGCACGCCGCAGAGCGCCUCUACGAGUGCGGCAAGUGCUCCGAGACCUUCCCCUCGCUGUCCGCCCGCGCCGCGCACCGCCGCACGCAACACGACCCCCGCCGGCAGCGCUGCGCCGACUGUGGCAAAUGCUACAGCUCCGCGUCCGCCCUGGCGCGCCACCAGCUGCUGCACACGGAAGAGCGCCCCUACAAGUGCCCGCAGUGUCCCGCCGCCUUCCCCUGCCUCUCCAACCUCAACCGGCACGCGCUGACGCACCGCACCGAGCGCUCCCACCGCUGCACCUGCGGCAAGGCCUUCACCUACAAGGGCGCGCUACUGAGCCACCAGCGGGUGCACUCCAGCGAGAGGCCGUACCACUGCGGGGAGUGCGGCAAGGGCUUCCUGUACAAGGGCGGCCUGGAGCAGCACCGCAAGACCCACUCGGACGAGAAGCCCUUCCUGUGCUCGCACUGCGGCAAGGGCUUCAAGCGGCAGCGCAGCCUGAGCAAGCACGUGAGCGGACACACGCGCGAGGACGUCUUCCGCUGCACGCAGUGCGACAAGACCUUCUGCUACAAGGCCAGCCUGACGCGCCACGAGCUCACCCACUCCGGGGAGAGGCCCUUCCUGUGCGACGACUGCGGCAAGGGCUUCUUCUCCUUCAGCGAGCUGCAGAAGCACCAGCGCUUCCACACGGGGCACAAGCCCUUCCAGUGCCCGCACUGCAACAAGAGCUUCACGCAGUCCUGCUACCUGACGCUGCACAUGCGCUACCACACCGGGGUCAAGCCCUACACCUGUCCCUCGUGCGGCAAGAGCUUCAGCAGCUCCACGCGCCUCAAGAGGCACCUGCGCAUACACACAGGUGAGAAGCCCUACCAGUGCUCAGAGUGCACCAAGUGCUUCCAGCAGUCCUACCAGCUCAAGGCUCAUAGGCAAACUCACCUGACCCUCACCCUGGACGAAUCAAACUCACCUGACCCUCACCCUGGACGAAUCAAACUCACCUGACCCUCACCCUCACCCUGGACGGAUCAAACUCACCUGACCCUCACCCUGGACGAAUCAAACUCACCUGACCCUCACCCUGGACGAAUCAAACACACCUGACCCUCACCCUCACCCUGGACGAAUCAAACUCACCUGACCCUCACCCUGGACGAAUCAAACACACCUGACCCUCACCCUCACCCUGGACGAAUCAAACUCACCUGACCCUCACCCUGGACGAAUCAAACACACCUCACCCUCACCCUGGACGAAUCAAACUCACCUGACCCUCACCCUGGACGAAUCAAACACACCUGACCCUCACCCUGGACGAAUCAAACACACCUGACCCUCACCCUCACCCUGGACGGAUCAAACUCACCUGACCCUCACCCUGGACGGAUCAAACUCACCUGACCCUCACCCUGGACGAAUCAAACUCACCUGACCCUCACCCUGGACGAGUGACGCAAUGGCUGGAAUGACUAACGCUAAAUAGCUGCACCUAUUGAAGCAAGGCGUCUCAGGAAUGCCUUCCAACAGAGAACUGAAGUGGAGUCAUUGUUCCCCAGUGACUGGCCACAGGCCCAUGCCCUGACUCCGCCCUUCCGUCCUGAGACGAAUGUGUUUUGCCUUGCAUCAGAUCCUUUGGUUUCAGACUUCUGGGCUUGAAUACUAUUCAUUUCAACACUUUUUUCGUGGUCUAAAAUGGAAAAAAUUCCAAUUCAGGUAAAGGUUGUUUUGUUUGUUGGAUUUUUUUGUUACAAAUGAUGUGAUGACGGCUUAGAACGCCCAUCGCUGCAAGAAGAGGCACCAUCUCCGUUUCCAAUUUUGCCGUCUUCACUAACUGUUAUGUUUUUGUGUAUUCAUACUUGUGCCUUAUGAAGAAUAUGUUGCAUAAUAAGAUGUAUUAUUAAAAGAAUGUAUUGAAUGUAAAUAAGGGCCACAAAUAAAAUCAGUACACAAAUUGAU